Molecule: messenger RNA, 2925 nt
Organism: Orycteropus afer afer
Lineage: Eukaryota; Metazoa; Chordata; Mammalia; Tubulidentata; Orycteropodidae
Gene: CLCN1
Product: chloride voltage-gated channel 1
Exons: 23
Coding region: 1-2925 (974 amino acids)
Biological process (GO): transmembrane transport; chloride transport
Cellular component (GO): membrane
Molecular function (GO): voltage-gated chloride channel activity
Source: RefSeq, a predicted model, not a curated record
AUGGAGCAGCCGGGGUGUAAGCGAGCGGGGGGUGAGCAGAGCUGGUGGGGCAGUGCCCCCCAGUACCAGUACAUGCCCUUUGAGCACUGCACCAGCUAUGGGCUGCCCUCCGAAAAUGGGGGCCUGCAGCACCGGCUGCGGAGGGACGCCGGCCCCCGGCCCAGCGCCCACCCCACACAGAUCUAUGGCCGCCACCAAAGAGAGUUCUCCGAGAAGGAGCCAGACACGGGGGCUCCCCGGUGGAUGGGCUCCAGCACCACUGUGGACAGCAAGGACGCCGCUGCCCGAUUCCUUGCUCUAGGGUGUCUCCACCGCCUGGGCCGCGUGGUGAGAAGGAAGCUGGGGGAAGACUGGAUCUUCCUGGUCCUGCUGGGCCUGCUCAUGGCCCUGGUCAGCUGGAGCAUGGACUACGUCAGCGCCAAGAGCCUGCAGGCCUACAAGUGGGCCUACUUCCAGGUGCAGCCCAGCCUCCCUCUGCAGUACCUGGCCUGGGUCGCCGUCCCGCUCACCCUCAUCCUCUUCAGCGCACUCUUCUGCCACCUCAUCUCCCCCCAGGCUGUCGGCUCUGGCAUUCCUGAGAUGAAGACCAUUCUCCGUGGUGUCGUCCUGAAGGAGUACCUCACCGUCAAGGCCUUCGUGGCCAAGGUGGUGGCGCUGACAGCCGGGCUGGGCAGCGGCAUCCCCGUGGGCAAAGAGGGCCCCUUUGUGCACAUCGCCAGUAUCUGUGCUGCUGUCCUCAGCAAGUUCAUGUCCGUGUUCUGUGGGGUGUAUGAGCAGCCCUACUAUUACACAGACAUCCUGACCGUCGGCUGUGCGGUGGGAGUUGGCUGUUGCUUUGGGACUCCACUUGGAGGGGUGCUGUUCAGCAUCGAGGUCACCUCCACCUACUUUGCCGUACGCAACUACUGGCGAGGGUUCUUUGCGGCCACCUUCAGCGCCUUUGUCUUCCGUGUGCUGGCCGUGUGGAACAAGGAUGCUGUCACCAUCACUGCGCUCUUCAGAACCAACUUCCGCAUGGACUUCCCCUUCGACCUGCAGGAGCUCCCGGCCUUUGCUGUCAUCGGGAUCUGCUGUGGAUUCUUGGGGGCCGUGUUUGUGUACCUGCACCGCCAGGUCAUGCUGGGGGUCCGCAAGAACAAGAUCCUGAGCCAGUUUCUGGCCAAGCACCGCCUGCUGUAUCCUGGCAUCGUCACCUUUGUCAUCGCCUCCUUCACCUUUCCCCCAGGCCUGGGCCAGUUCAUGGCUGGAGAGCUGAUGCCUCGGGAAGCCAUCAGUACCCUGUUUGACAACAACACAUGGGUCAAGCACACUGGGGACCCUGAGACCCUUGGCCAGUCUGCCGUGUGGAUCCACCCGCAGGUCAACGUGGUCAUCAUCAUCCUCCUCUUCUUCAUCAUGAAGUUCUGGAUGUCCAUCGUGGCCACCACCAUGCCCAUUCCCUGCGGAGGCUUCAUGCCUGUGUUUGUGCUCGGAGCUGCCUUCGGAAGGCUGGUGGGGGAGCUGAUGGCCAUGCUGUUUCCUGAUGGGAUCUUAUUUGAUGGCAUCAUCUACAAGAUCCUCCCUGGGGGCUACGCGGUGAUUGGAGCAGCUGCGCUGACAGGUGCCGUGUCCCACACCGUCUCCACGGCCGUGAUCUGCUUUGAGCUGACGGGUCAGAUUGCUCACAUCCUGCCCAUGAUGGUGGCCGUUAUCUUGGCCAACAUGGUGGCACAGAGCCUGCAGCCAUCCCUCUAUGACAGCAUUAUCCAGGUCAAGAAGCUGCCCUACUUACCAGACCUGGGUUGGAACCAGCUCAGCAAAUUUACAAUCUUUGUGGAGGACAUCAUGGUGCGUGACGUGAAGUUUGUUUCAGCUUCUUGUACUUACGGGGAGUUACAAGCCCUGCUGCAGACAACCACCGUCAAGACCUUACCUCUAGUGGAUUCAAAAGAGUCCAUGAUCCUGCUGGGCUCCGUGGAGCGGUCGGAGCUGCAGGCCCUGCUGCAGCAACACUUGAGUGCCGAGCGGCGGCUGCGGGCCACCCAGGACAUGGCCCGGAAGCUGUCGGAGCUGCCCUACGACGGGAGGGCGGCCCUGGGGGGCCCCGAGUCCUUCAUCUUCGUGGACGAGGACGAAGAUGAGGACCUGCCUGGGAGGGUGGAGCCGCCCCCUCCUCCUCCUCCUCGCACCUUCCCUGUGGCCACACCGUCCCCUGAGGAGCCCAAUGGGCCCUUGCCCAGCUACAAGCAGCAGCCAGAGGCCCCGGAGCCUGCAGAGAGACGGCCGUCCAUCUUCUGGGCCCUGUUCAGCUGCAUGCUGGGCCGCGCCCGCCCCUCGAAGAAGAAAGCUGUCCAGGACUCAGCGGACUUGGUGGAUAACAUGUCCCCGGAAGAGGUGGCGGCCUGGGAGCAGGAGCAGCUGGGCCAGCCCGUGUGCUUCGACCACUGCUGCAUCGACCAGUCUCCGUUCCAGCUGGUGGAGCAGACCACCCUGCACAAGACACACACGCUCUUCUCUCUCCUGGGCCUGCACCUGGCUUACGUGACCAGCAUGGGCAAGCUCAGGGGCGUGCUGGCGCUGGAGGAGCUACAAAAGGCCAUCGAGGGCCACACCAAGUCUGGGGUGCAGCUCCGUCCCCCCCUCGCCAGCUUCCGGAACACCACCUCCAGUCGCAAGACUGCUGGGGGGCCGCCCCCUCCUGCAGACGGCUGGAUCCUGCCUGAGAGUGGACCUGGGGCUCUGGGGGGCCCUGCCCUCUCAGAGUCGCCGGCACCCUCGCCCUCCCCGGAGCCCCCGCCCAGCCCAACCCCACAGGGCGAGGGGGGGCUGGAGGAGCUGGAGCUGGAGGAGGGCCCAGGGCCUGAGGAGGGGCUGGCCGACAUCCUGCAGGGGCCCAGCCUGCGGUCCACGGAUGCAGAAGAUGAGGACGAGGAGCUCAUGCUCUGA